Messenger RNA from Heteronotia binoei (common prickly gecko), 1191 nucleotides. It is a transcript of the gene OVCA2, whose product is annotated as OVCA2 serine hydrolase domain containing. NCBI's taxonomy places the organism in Eukaryota, Metazoa, Chordata, Lepidosauria, Squamata, Gekkonidae. The transcript is spliced from 2 exons. Gene Ontology annotation, cellular component: cytoplasm; nucleus. The coding region runs from base 82 to 756 and encodes 224 amino acids. Gene Ontology annotation, biological process: response to retinoic acid. The record is from RefSeq and is a predicted model, not a curated record.
GAGCUUCCCGGGCCAGAGAAGUUCCGGUCUCCGCUGAACCAUUUUCCGUCCAAAAGAGAGGACGUACCCGGAUGCAGUAGCAUGGCGGAGGGGGGCUCCGGACGGCGCGUGUUGCGCUUGCUGUGUCUCCAUGGUUACCGCCAGGACGGCAGAAGCUUCCGGGCGCGCUGCGGGGCCCUGCGGAAAGCCUUGCGCGGGCGCGCCGAGCUGCUAAUGGUGGAUGCACCUCACGUGGUAGCCGCCCAGCCAGGGGAGGCCAACUUGUUGGAGCUGUCGGAAGGCAGCGCUCGUGGCUGGUGGUUUUCCAACCCCCAGGAGGGGACGUUCAGCGCUUUGGAGGAAACUUUAUCUUGCAAAGGACUGGAGGAAUCAUUGGAGGCUGUGGCUGCGGCAUGCCGAGAACACAGCCCCAUUGAUGGGCUGGUGGGCUUUAGCCAGGGAGCAGCGCUGGCUGGCAUCAUUUGUGCCCUGAAGCAACGUGGCGAUCCCUGCUUCCAGUUUGACUUUGCCAUUCUGAUUGCUGGCUUCAUAAGCAGGGCCCUUGAUCACCAGAACUACUAUCAGGAACCCAUCCGGGUGCCCAGCCUCCACGUCCUAGGAGAGACGGACCGCGUCAUCCCUGCUGAGAUGAGCCAGGAACUUGCCUCCCACUUUACUGAACCUCUAUUCCUCACCCACCCGGGGGGGCACUUCGUCCCUGUGUCUGCAGCCCAGAAAAAAACCUACCUGGAUUUCCUGGAUCAAUUUGGGAAGUAACUAGCUGGAGUGGAAGGUUGGUUGGUUGGUUUGAUACCUUCAAUUAGUUGUGCGAAUUCCAGAAAGAGACAAUAAGGUGUAGAGAGAAGGUUGCAACCCUGAUCUCAGUGCUCAGGAGGUUCAGCAUGCCUCGUUCUAGACCAUUGCUUCCUGUCCAGUCGGCCUUUGGCCUUUGUGUGACAUGACUGUAUGUCAUGGAAUCAGUAAAUGUAGUCCCACUUUUAAAAGUCAUAUAUCCAUUAAUGGGCCCCUUGUAGGUGAUUUGUUUAUUACCUUCAUUUUUCGUCUACUUUUCUUGUUCAAACCCAAAACAGAUUACAGAAUUAAAACAAUGCAGCAGGAACAAUGAUAACAUUGAAUAAAAGUGGAUUAUUAGAAAACUGUGCACUGCAAACAGUAUAGUACAUACAAUAAAGCAGAAUGGUUUUUUAAAAA